This is a messenger RNA of Charadrius vociferus (killdeer), 4865 nucleotides long. It is a transcript of the gene ERBIN, whose product is annotated as erbb2 interacting protein. Gene Ontology annotation, cellular component: adherens junction; postsynaptic membrane; postsynaptic density. The transcript has 24 exons. The record is from RefSeq and is a predicted model, not a curated record. Bases 1 to 4230 code for a protein of 1409 amino acids. Gene Ontology annotation, molecular function: protein binding. NCBI's taxonomy places the organism in Eukaryota, Metazoa, Chordata, Aves, Charadriiformes, Charadriidae. Gene Ontology annotation, biological process: neurotransmitter receptor transport, endosome to postsynaptic membrane; neurotransmitter receptor transport postsynaptic membrane to endosome.
AUGACAACUAAGCGGAAUUUGUUUGUGCGGCUGGUGCCAUGCCGCUGUCUGCGUGGAGAGGAAGAAACAGUCACUACGCUUGAUUAUUCUCACUGCAGCCUGGAACAGGUGCCUAAGGAGAUUUUUACUUUUGAAAAGACCUUGGAAGAACUCUAUUUAGAUGCUAAUCAGAUUGAAGAGCUUCCAAAGCAACUUUUUAACUGUCAGUCUCUGCACAAGCUGAGUUUACCAGACAAUGAUCUAACCACAUUGCCAGCAUCCAUUGCAAAUCUCAUUAAUCUCAGGGAACUGGAUGUCAGCAAGAAUGGCAUACAGGAGUUUCCAGAAAAUAUAAAAAACUGUAAAGUCUUGACAGUUGUUGAGGCCAGCGUAAAUCCUAUUUCAAAGCUUCCAGAUGGAUUUUCCCAACUGUUAAACCUAACGCAGCUGUACCUGAAUGAUGCUUUUCUUGAGUUUUUGCCAGCCAAUUUUGGGAGAUUAACUAAACUCCAGAUAUUGGAACUUAGAGAAAACCAGUUAAAAAUAUUGCCAAAAACCAUGUCCAGACUGACUCAGCUGGAGAGACUGGACUUAGGAAGUAAUGAAUUCACAGAAGUGCCUGAAGUACUUGAACAACUGAGUGGGUUAAAGGAAUUUUGGAUGGAUGGUAAUAGACUAACACUUAUUCCAGGGUUCAUCGGCACUUUGAAACAGCUGACCUACUUGGAUGUUUCUAAAAACAACAUUGAAGUAGUUGAAGAAGGUAUUUCAGGUUGUGAAAGCCUGCAAGACCUGCUGUUAUCCAGCAAUUCACUUCAGCAACUGCCAGAGUCUCUUGGUUCCCUGAAGAAGGUAACAACGCUUAAAAUUGAUGAAAACCAGUUAAUUUAUUUGCCAGACUCCAUAGGAGGGUUAACAUCAUUAGAAGAACUGGACUGUAGUUUCAAUGAGAUUGAAACAUUGCCUUCAUCUGUUGGGCAGCUCUCUAAUAUAAGGACAUUUGCUGCAGAUCAUAACUUUUUAACACAACUGCCAUCAGAGAUUGGAAACUGGAAGCAUGUAACAGUGUUGUUUCUGCAUUCUAAUAAGCUUGAAUUUCUCCCUGAAGAAAUGGGUGAUAUGCAGAAAUUAAAAGUCAUCAAUCUGAGCGACAAUAGACUGAAGAAUUUGCCGUUUACCUUUACAAAACUGCAACAGCUCACUGCUAUGUGGCUAUCAGACAAUCAGUCUAAACCACUUAUCCCUCUUCAAAAAGAAGCUGACCCUGACACACAGAAAGCAGUGCUUACUAAUUACAUGUUCCCCCAGCAACCAAGGACUGAGGAUGUUAUGUUCAUAUCUGAUAAUGAAAGUUUCAAUCCAUCUCUGUGGGAGGAACAGCGGAAACAGCGUGCUCAGGUGGCAUUUGAGUGUGACGAAGACAAAGAUGAGAGAGAGGCACCACCUCGGGAAGGCAACCUGAAGAGAUAUCCAACUCCAUACCCUGAUGAACUGAAGAAUAUGGUCAAAACAGUCCAGACAAUUGUGCAUAGGCUAAAGGAUGAAGAAUCUACUGAAGAUAUUGCCAAGGAGUCAAAACGAGAAAGCCAGACAGUUUCUGUAAAAGAUGUGGGGGUAAAGACUUCAGAAACUGCUUCAAUAAAGAACAAAGCAGAUGAGAGAAAGCAAUAUUCAGGAAGCUCUGUGCAGAAGCCUAUUGAACCAGAAGCCGAGCACAGCACUGCAAAUCCACAGAUGACUGCACUUGUUAAAACCUCGCAAAGCACAAAAACAAUUGUCAACCAUGAAGACACGCUUGAGGAGUCAGAAGAACUAUCCUCUGAUGAAGAGAUGAAAAUGGCAGAAAUGCGACCACCGCUGAUAGAAACCUCCAUAAACCAACCAAAAGUGGUAGCUCUUAGCAAUAACAAAAAAGAUGAUUUGAAGGAUGCUGAUUCCUUAUCAGAUGAAGCUACCCACAAUAGCAAUCAAAAUAACAGCAACUGUUCCUCUCCUUCUCGAAUGUCAGAUUCUGUUUCCUUAAAUACUGAUAGUAGCCAAGAUAUUUCUCUCUGUUCUCCAGACAAAGAAACACAUGCUGCUGUUCUAUCCAAGAUCAGACGAGAAGAUGAAAAUUUGAAUAAUCUUUUGCAAAAUGGAGGUGAAUUGAGCAUUACAGUGGAAGAAAAAAUAAAUGUGCAAGAGAAGAUUACAAAUUUGUCUGAAUAUGAAUUAAGCAUUGAAGAAAGAUUAGGCCUGGUAGGAAAAAGUGUUGAUCUAAGCACUCCUAUGGAGGAGUUUCACAAAUUAGAUCAAAUAAACAUGAAUAUCAAUAAACUAGUUAGUGAAGAGACAGGGCCAGUUCCUGUAGAAACAUUACAAACACGGGAAAUAAUUUCAGUAAAGGGCUUUUUGAAUAACAACACGCCAGAAGAAAGUGAGCAUGUGGAAAACGGAGAUAAAUAUCCUGUAAAUAAAGUAAAUGGACAUCCUGAGGAAGCAGUACCGUCUCCCAGUAAAGACAAACUAAUGAGAAGCACUACAGUUGAUGGUGAUUCUGCUGAGCUGUCUGUUUCAAGGAGCACUGAAGAUUUGUCCCCACAGAGAAGCGGUCCUGUGAUGAAAUCUCACAGCAUCACCAGUAUGGACACUGGUGGUCCGAAAAUCUAUGAUAUUGUCAGUGAGAAUGGAUCUCAACAGCCAAACUCAGCGGUAAAAUCAGCAUCUGGUAGUGCAGAUGGAAAAAACAUAGUCCGAAGUAAAUCUGCUACUCUUCUGUAUGAUCAGCCUUUGCAGGUUUUUCCUGGGUCCUCAUCAUCAUCUGAUUUAGUAUCUUCUGCAAAAACUGUGUUCAAGUUUGACUCGAAUCACAAUCCUGAAGGUGCUAAUGUAGUGAGAGGAUCAGUGACAAGCGGUGCACAGAUGUUCUGCGCUCCCCAGUAUAAUAUUCAGUACAGCAGCAGUGCAACAGCAAAAGACACCUUGUGGCCCCAGAAACAAAACACCCAAGUGGAGCAAGGCAGCUUACCUCCUUCACGUCUGCUUAGGUCUGACAGUACAGAAACCCCCAGCUAUAUAAAGCAUUCCGUCAAUAUGAAUUUCUCGAAUCAUAACAAUGUCCGUGCUAGCACUGUGUAUAACACUCAUCAACGGAUGGCUGGGAGACAUAAAGAUAUGUGGGCUGUUCCACUGAAUGAUAGACUGCUCCCAGGAGCAACCAGACACACUCUUCAAAGGCAGAGCAGUGUCUCUUCUACAGCUUCUAUAAAUGUUGGGGAUACUGGACCUUCAAGGCGGACGCAGGUUCUUGAAGGUGACUAUUUAACAUACAGGGAUUUGCAUUCAAUGGGAAGAGCUCCACCAGUAAUGUCUGGGCAACAGAGACCUCUUUCUGCCAGGACCUAUAGCAUUGACGGUCCAAAUGUUGCCCGACCACAGAGUGCUCGGCAGUCGGUGAAUGAAAUACCGGAAAGAACUAUGUCAGUUAGUGAUUUCAAUUACUCACGGACUAGCCCUUCAAAGAGGUCCAACUCAAGGGUUAACUCUGAACACUCUUUAUUAGACCCUCCAGGAAAAACUAAAGUCCCUCACGACUGGAGGGAACAGGUGCUGCGACAUAUUGAGGCUAAAAAGCUAGAAAAGAGCAUGCUGUCUAGGUCCUUUAAUUCCAAUUAUGCUGCAGUUAGCAGCUUUCACUAUGGCAGCUCUAGGGAUCUGCAUGGCAGCCAGGGUAGUGUUGCCUUGAGUGUUGCAGACGGAAGAGGUUCUGGUGUGCACAUUGUUCGAAUACCUUUGACAAAUGGACAAAUGUGUCAGCCUCAAAGACCUCAGGCAAACUACAGCCAAGUCCAUCAUCUCCCUCCUCAAUCAUCAGUAGCAAGACAUCCAUCUAGAGAGCAAUUAAUUGAUUAUCUGAUGUUGAAAGUUGCCCACCAACCUCCCUAUACCCAGUCCCAGUGUUCUUCCAGACAAAGCCGUGAGUUGGCAAAGCAAGAAAUUCGAGUGAGAAUUGACAAGGAUCCAGAACUUGGAUUUAGUAUAUCAGGAGGAGUUGGUGGUAGAGGGAAUCCAUUCAGACCUGAAGAUGAUGGUAUAUUUGUAACCAGAGUGCAACCAGAAGGACCAGCAUCUAAGUUGUUGCAGCCUGGAGAUAAAAUAAUUCAGGCUAAUGGAUACAGCUUCAUCAAUAUUGAUCAUGGACAAGCAGUAUCUUUGCUAAAGACUUUUCAGAAUGCAGUGGAACUCAUCAUUGUUCGAGAAGUUUCUUCAUAAAUACUGUGGAUUGGGGGAAAAGCCAGCAGGAUUCAUUGAAGGACUUAAGGGAAACUGAAUAUUUUGCCUAUUUUUAUACAUGAGAGGAACUUGAAAAGAAUUAUGAUCAAAAUUUGUACAGGAGAUACUGAAUUUGUGGUUAAAGGGGAAUAAACCACUGUACAGAACGUACAGGAAAUCAUUUUGGAAAUGCAUAUGGGGAAUAAACUUGUUUUUAAGCAUUAUAGCAAUCUAAGGAUCACUUCUCCAAGAACAAACCUGUGUUGUUUUUUUUGUACAGAUGGUAGGUUUAUUUUUGGAUAAUUAUACACAUUACUAAACUUUGCGCAAGGCUUUGUGAAGCCUCAGUUGUAGCCAAUGGACAGAUGGCAGGGCUGUCUGUCCUGUAGCUGUUUAUUGCCUUUAUUUUUAUUCACCAGAUAUUAAUGUGUUAUGCUGAAACCACUUCUGUAGAUAUGGACAGGAGAUAUGAAACAUUGGCUUUGCUAUGUGCACAUUGUAUAGAUGAAUGGGUAGAUGGAACGUGGUGCUGGUUGGACAGAAUAAAGGUCAGGUGAAACAACUGUCUGCUAUCUAAAUCUGGAAUCAGGAAAGAAGAAAAAGUAUUUUGUUCUGGAGUGUACGUCUACCGAUAG